Molecule: messenger RNA, 2023 nt
Organism: Puntigrus tetrazona (Sumatra barb)
Lineage: Eukaryota; Metazoa; Chordata; Actinopteri; Cypriniformes; Cyprinidae
Gene: entpd5b
Product: ectonucleoside triphosphate diphosphohydrolase 5b
Exons: 15
Coding region: 564-1856 (430 amino acids)
Biological process (GO): nucleoside diphosphate catabolic process
Cellular component (GO): membrane
Molecular function (GO): GDP phosphatase activity; UDP phosphatase activity
Source: RefSeq, a predicted model, not a curated record
CGCAAGUUCGCUGCUGUCAAACACCGGCGCUUUCUCCAUAAAUCAAUUAAUCAUAAAUCAGCGUAAACACGGUAUAAACGCUCAAGAUUCAUAAGAGACGUUCAUUCGAACCUUUUAUAGUUUCUCGCGUCGAUCUGAACCAAAGUUUGUGUGUGUCUUCAGCGCGCGGUUAGCAGGUAACGUCACGUUAAACAACAACAAACCGACUUAAAGAAAAGCACCUCAGAUUAGAAGUGUUUGACUGCAAAAACAUGUCGACGUAGAGUCUGAAGUCACGGAUUGGACGCGUUUUACUGCGGAAAGCGUGUAGAAUGUGAGCGUUCAGCAGGUGAAAGUGCUGAGGCGGCGUCGCGGUUAAUCUUAGCUCGAGUUCGGCGCGAAACAUGCGCCUCGAAGCCGCCGAAGAAACCGCGGGAUCGGGCUGAAGCUCUGCUGACUCCACACUGGACGAAGUCGAGUCAGAUUUUCUGUUUUCAGAAGAACAAACUCAGGUCUCUCACGGCUCAGGUUAAGAACUCUUUCAGAUGAUGAUGUUUGUCCUGAAGGGUUGUUGAGGUCUCAGGAUGUCUGCGACGCUCAGGGUUUGGUGUCUUCUGGUCGUCUGGACGCUUCUCGCAGCGUCUUCUUCUCAGAGGAACGCCGUGGAUUUCUCGGAGAGGUUUGGGAGCGCCCUGCCGUCCCUCAGUCGCCCGGCGAACGCCAGCCGGAUCUUCUACAGCAUCAUGUUUGACGCCGGCAGCACCGGCACCCGCAUCCACGUCUACACCUUCAUCCAGAAAGAGCCGGACGGUCUGCCGGUGCUGGAUAAUGAGAUGUUCCACUCCAUGAAGCCUGGUCUCUCUGCGUUCGCCGACAUCCCUGAGAUUGCCGGUCACACGGUGCGUCAGCUGCUGCGGGUGGCCAAGAAGACGGUUCCGCCGGUGGAGUGGAAGAGAACCCCGGUGCUGUUCAGAGCCACGGCUGGACUCAGGCUGCUGCCGCCGGCCAAAGCUCACGCGCUUCUGGAGGAGGUGCAAGACGUCUUCGAUGAGUCUCCGUUUUACGUGCCUGUCGAUAGCGUCAGUAUCAUGAACGGCACAAACGAAGGGAUCCUGGCCUGGGUCACAGUCAACUUCCUGACGGGUCGGCUCCACAGAAACACUCAGAAGACGGUGGGGAUCCUGGACCUGGGAGGAGGAUCCACGCAGAUCACCUUCCUGCCCAGAUCACGGAGAGCAGCGGAGAGCACUCCGGCGGAGUUCAUGGUGACCUUUGACCUGUUCAGGAGCACGUAUGAGCUCUACACACACAGUUACCUUGGAAACGGAAUCAAGGCAGCACGUCUGUCUGCUCUGGGAGCACUGGCUUCAGACGGUCUGGAGAAUAAAGUCUUUAAAAGCUCCUGUUUGCCCAGAGGACUGACCGGGGACUUCAUCUUUGGAGGUGUAGAUUAUCAUGUCAGUGGAGUCACAGAAGGCGUGACAGGUUUUAAAGUGUGUUAUCAGGAGAUGCUGAAGGUGGUGAAGGGCAUCAUCAAGCAGCCUCCUGAUCUGAAGGACAGCAGCUCCUUCUACGCCUUCUCCUAUUACUUCGACCACGCCGCCGAGGCCGGACUCAUCGACGAGAGCAGAGGAGGAGCCGUGAAGAUCCGAGACUUCAAGAAAAGAGCCAAAGAGGUGUGUAACCGUCCGUCUAAACACACUCGGCUCAAUCCGUUCCUCUGCAUGGAUCUCACGUACAUCGUCUGUCUUCUCAAAGACGGCUUCGGCUUCAAGGAGAGCACCGUGCUGCAGCUGACCAAGAAGGUGAGGAACGUGGAGACCAGCUGGGCUUUGGGAGCUGCUAUCUACCACUUCCAGAAGUUCAGGAUUCAUUAGAGAGACGAGACGCUUCCUCUGGAGCUGGUGUCUGGUACCUUCCCAAACACGAUCCGGAGAACGGCUCUGGCAGGAAAGACGCUUCCCGUGUCACCUACAGACUUUAACGUCAUCGCUGCAGUGUUUUGAGCGCAUUAAAAAACAUUCAUUUCUCACAUCAAAAAAUA